ACUGCAGGGUUGGAAGUGGCAGAGACUAUCGUGGGCAUAUUGCAACCACAGUGAAUGGUAAGACCUGCCAAGAAUGGCAAUCACAUGGACAAGCUUCUUUCACACCAGAAACUCACCCAAUGUCAGGACUGGAGAAAAAUUACUGCAGAAAUCCUGAUGGUGAUACAAACAGUCCUUGGUGCUAUACAAUAGAUGAAAAACCAGUCUGGGAAUAUUGUGACAUUCCACAGUGCCUUACAACAAUCUACAUUUUUGUGGAGGUACCUUAAUAAAGCCACAAUGGGUUCUGACAGCAACUCACUGUUUAGACCGGUCACCAAAUCCUAGUUUUUACAAAGUGUCGCUUGGCCUACACACAGAGGCAGCCUCAGAACCAUCCGCCCAACAUCGCAACGUUGAGAAAAUAUUCAAAGAACCAUAUCGGGCAGACAUUGCCUUGCUGAAAUUAAGCAGCCCAGUACAGAUCACCAAUGAAGUCAUUCCAGUCUGCUUACCUUCAGCCAACGUUGUUGUAGCAGGUGGAACACAAUGUUAUGUCACAGGAUGGGGAGACACAAAAGGAACUGGUGGAGAAGGCUUACUUAAAGAGACUGGCUUCCCUGUCAUUGAGAAUAAAGUGUGUAACCGGCCUGAGUUUCUA
Thamnophis sirtalis is the source of this 640-nucleotide messenger RNA. Lineage: Eukaryota; Metazoa; Chordata; Lepidosauria; Squamata; Natricidae. The record is from RefSeq and is a predicted model, not a curated record.